Messenger RNA from Scaptodrosophila lebanonensis, 419 nucleotides. RefSeq lists its product as uncharacterized. The transcript has 2 exons. The coding region runs from base 36 to 419 and encodes 127 amino acids. The record is from RefSeq and is a predicted model, not a curated record. NCBI's taxonomy places the organism in Eukaryota, Metazoa, Arthropoda, Insecta, Diptera, Drosophilidae.
GCAAAAUAAACAAUUGUGAAAAAUACCAUCAUCCUAUGCUGCAUAAAACACCCACAUUCCAACCAAUGGGAUUUAGUGGUUGUGUGCAGGAGGUCCAGAACAAUAUACUUCUAAAAACGAUACCGGUUAUAAUCCAUGGUCCAACGGGAGAUAAAGAGGACUUGGCAUUCUUGGAUGGCGGCAGUACUGCUACACUAUUAGACAUGCAAACAGCCCGUGAUGUUGGUAUAAAAGGAAAGGCCGAACCAUUUUGCUUCAGCUGGACAGGCGGAGUGUUCAGGUAUGAGAAUACGGCCGAAACUGCAGAACUCAACAUAAGUGGUGCUGGCAAAAGAUUAAUUUGCCGUGGAAAACCGACACCCAAGCCUACCGGAGAGUCGUCACAUGGCAGAACAGCGGCUGAAAUGUCUCGAACGUAA